Molecule: messenger RNA, 1179 nt
Organism: Aureococcus anophagefferens
Lineage: Eukaryota; Pelagophyceae; Pelagomonadales; Pelagomonadaceae
Exons: 1
Coding region: 1-1179 (392 amino acids)
Source: RefSeq, a predicted model, not a curated record
AUGCAAAAACUCACGGUGCAGCUCGCCUUCGCGGAGCCGCCCUGCGCGCUGGCGCUGCAGCUGCCGGAGCACUGGGGCUCGCGGUCCGUGGCGCGCGGCGUCGUCGGACCGGUGCUGAAGAAGAAGCGCUGCGACGUAACCGUCGACGAUGUGGAGCUCACGGUCGGCGGGGCUGCCCUCGCGGCGACGACGCUCGUCAGCGACGUCGACUGGGGCGAGCCGGCCGUGGCGGUCCUGCGCCUGAAGAGGAGCGCAGCGCCCGCGCCGACGCCAACACCCGCGCCGGAGCCGGAGGCUACCGCGCCGGAGCCGCCGAAGGCUACCGCGCCGGAGCCGAAGCCGCCGGCGCCGAAGCCGAUGAGACCGCGGUACCGCCCGACGCAGCCGCCCGAGGCGGCGCUGGGCUGCCGCGACCAGUACGCGUCGCGGAUCCUCGCGGGCGUCGAGCGCGGCGCGCGCGCGGACGCGUUCGCGGCCGCGGUCGCGGCCGAGGUCCGCCGGGAGCCCUGGUACGGCGAGCUCGACGGCCGCAACGAGAGCGCGCGGCCCCUCUACCAGGUCAUGUUCAAGGUCGCCCUCGCGGGCCUCGCGGAGCGCGUCCGCGGCCCCGCGGCGCGGCGGUCGCUCCUCGGAAUCGCCGUCGCGCUCGCGCGGAACGGCCUGCUCGACUGGGGCUGGCCCUGGAGCCUGCGGCGCAUGCUGGGCCUCGCGGCCGUCGAGUUCGCCGCGCUCGGCGCGACGGGCGCGACCGCGGCGGGCCUCGCCGCGUGCGAUCCGCGCAACGCGGACGCGGUCGCGGCGCGCGUCGCGGCGGCGGUCGCGCGCGACGGCGUCGCCGUCGUCGACGGCUGCUUUGGCGGCGCCGUGGCCGAGUUCGCCCACGCCGAGGCCGCGGCGGCGGCGCACCGCUUCGCGCCCGCGGAGGUCGGCGUCGGCGCCGCGAGCGGUUACGACGGCUCGCGGCGCUCCGACGCCAUCUACUGGCUCGACGGCGCCGACGAACAUCGGCCCGCGCUCGCCGCCCUCGUCUGCGCGCUUCGACAGUUCGGUGAACAGCUCGGGCCGCGGCUCUUCGCCGCGGAGGGUCGGCCUCUGUGUGCAAAUCAACCAGUGAGCUGGGACGUCGGGGCCAAACUUCAGAAUUCUCUAGCUCGGUCAAAUCGAAGUGAAUUCGGCUGA